CACAACAAACUGUGCAUGCAGCAGACGCUUGAUGUCAAUAAUUUUUGCUCACUGACUGAUACCUGUCAAUUUCGUUGAAAGCUGGAUAAUUAUUUUUUAUCAAACAGAAAUGGGGUCAUGCAAACUUCUGGAGAAUAUGAACAUGACAUUUGGGAAGUGUGAUUUGCAGAUAUAAUAUAAAGUUUGGGAUCGUAGACGAACGAUGUACGGAAUGGGUUCCUUUGCAUAGCCUAAUUUCCGUUUAUGCAUCAGAAAAAAAUAGAAUAGAAAAGGUAAAAUGGAGACAUUUACAUUGCAUGAUUUGCUCAUAAACUCCACUAAUCUUUAUAAGAUAUUAUGCGACUUUGGAAUCAAGAAUGUCUCAGAGUGUGAUGAUGAAAGCGAGACGCCGCCGGAACCGAAAGAUUUGAACCAGACGGUCCGUAUCUUCCUCUACAGCCUCAUCUUCCUGGUCAGCGUGCUGGGUAACAGCCUGAUCAUCGCCGUGCUGGUGAGGAACCGCCACAUGCGCACUGUCACCAACCUGUUCCUGCUCUCCCUGGCCGCCAGCGACCUGAUGCUCUGCCUCUUCUGCAUGCCCUUCACCCUCAUCCCCAACCUCAUGAGGGACUUUGUGUUCGGCUCGGGCAUCUGCAAGGUGGCCAUGUACUUCAUGGGUAUCUCGGUGAGCGUCUCUACCUUCAACCUGGUGGCCAUUUCCCUGGAGCGCUACAGUGCUAUCUGCAACCCCCUGACCUCCCGUACCUGGCAAACCAAGUCCCAUGCCGCCAAGGUCAUCUCUGCCACCUGGGUGGUGAGCUUCCUGCUCAUGCUGCCCUACCCCAUCUCCAGCACCCUGGUGCCCUUCACCCGGGUCAACAACAGCACGGGCAACAUGUGCCGCCUGGUCUGGCCCAGUGAUGUCAUCCAGCAGUCCUGGUAUGUGUCCCUGCUGCUGCUCCUCUUCCUGGUCCCUGGGAUCGUGAUGAUGACAGCCUACGGGCUCAUCUCCCUUGAGCUCUACAGGGGCAUUAAGUUUGAGAUGACCAACAGGAAGUCCAGCAAAGAGAGACAGUGCAGCACGGGCAGCAUCAAACCCGGCGACAACGACGGCUGCUACCUCCAGCCCACCAAGAAGAAGAAGGGUGAGCUCGCCCACCUCCAGAGCCCUCUGUCGACCCACAGUCCUAACGUGACCAUCAAAAUCAGAGACAGCACGGGCAGCGCUAGCGCAAAGUCCACGCUGAGCCGUGUGUGCAGCAACAGCUCCACCUCUAACCUGAUGGCUAAGAAGCGUGUGAUCCGCAUGCUCCUGGUCAUCGUCUGUCUCUUCUUCCUCUGCUGGACACCCGUGUUCGCCGUUAAUGCCUGGAGGGCCUUCGACCGCCGCUCUGCCGACAAGCUCCUCUCGGGGGCGCCGAUAUCCUUCAUCCACCUGUUGUCGUACACCUCGGCUUGUGCCAACCCAAUUAUAUACUGCUUCAUGAAUAAGCGUUUCCGCCAAGGGAUUCUGUCCACCUUCACAUGCUGUAGCUUCCCCAAAGGUGGUGGGGUUGGGAGGGGGGCUGGGAGUAGGAUGGGGACGGGGACGGGGAGAGGGGGAGGAAGAGGAGGGAUGAGGAGCAGAGAGGAGAAUGGGCACACGCCAUUGAGUGGUAACAGCACGCGCUUCACGUACAGUAGUAUCCGUGGCUCCGCUCAGGCUUAGCUUCCUUUGCCACCAUCGACCAAUCAGAAGUAGGUAGUGGUCAUGAAGGCGGGGUGGCCUGUCCAAAGUGUGCCCCCCACCCACUGUACGUUGAGCUUUUGGUCUCUGAUGAGGUCAUGCCUUCUUUCCACUUCAAAGUCCCCGUGCCUGUGAGAGUGGACAUGUACACUGAGUAUACAAAACAUUAGGAACACCUGCUCUUUCCAUGACAUAGACUGAUCAGGUGAA
Molecule: messenger RNA, 1915 nt
Organism: Coregonus clupeaformis (lake whitefish)
Lineage: Eukaryota; Metazoa; Chordata; Actinopteri; Salmoniformes; Salmonidae
Product: cholecystokinin receptor type A-like
Exons: 5
Coding region: 278-1687 (469 amino acids)
Biological process (GO): neuropeptide signaling pathway
Cellular component (GO): membrane
Molecular function (GO): neuropeptide receptor activity; gastrin receptor activity
Source: RefSeq, a predicted model, not a curated record